UUCAUUUGUCUUAUUACUUAAUUUCCUCGUGCAUUUCAAUUCUUUUGUGAGUUCAUGAAUUUCAUUGUGCAUGGAUCUUUGCAUUUUUCAUUGCUUUUGUGUGCACAUGCAUAUGAUUUAUAUUUCAGUUCUUCACCCAAUAUCACAUAUUGAUAUAUGAAAAACCAACAUGUAUUUAUGCUAACAAAAGGACUAGCUUGUCUGCGUAGAUUAUCUCAAACAUCCAUUUUUUAAGAGCUUUAACAACUGCCAGAGCAUCCGUGUUCCUCAUAGUCAAUGACUAUGUCAUCUAUAAUUUGGUUUAUUUGAUUCAUAGUGAUUUCAUUUUAUGUUUUUCUAAAAUAUAAUAUAGCAAAAUGGUUAGAGAAGUAAAGCUAAUCAAGGAUAUUCAAGCUCAACAAAGAGGUUGGACAGUAAAAGUGGUGAUUAUUGAGAAAGCAAUGGCACGAGUUUCUAAAUCAAGUCCAAACAAAUAUCAAAGGUUAAUCUUAGCUGAUGAAGAAGGUAAUAAGAUCCAGGCCACAAUAUAUGGUGGAGACAUCCACAUCUUCCGAGACACACUCAUAAUUGGGAAAAAUUAUUAUAUUUCUAAUGCUUGGGUUAAAGAAAUUGGUGCACAAUAUCAGAUUGUUCAAAAUAAUUUGCAAUGGACUAUAAAUGGUCGAACCAUUGUGGAAGAAGUGACUGGAGAUUCAGAGAUAAUUGUGCCUGCUGUUUACAGCUUUGUCCCGUUCUCACGACUACACACUUAUAUUGACUCUCUAUCCCACGUCGAUACUUCAAAUGAUGCUGAAGUUAGUCAAGUUUUAGAAAUUGUUGAAGAGCAAAGUGGAAAAUCAUUAGGCAUAACUGAAUUGAGAGAUAUAUCUGGAAGUGCUGACAAUGCUAAGAUAGAGCAAAUGAGCAAUGAAGAUAAAGUCCUAGCUGAUUUGGUUUCAAAGCCUACUGCAAGAAACAAUGCAACAAAGAAACUAAAGUUGAUGAUUUCCAAAAGUGCAGAUGAGGCAGAUCUAAUAGCGCUGAAUCUUGAAAGUUCUCAUUUACAAUUUGGUGAAGGGAGUAGGAAGCAGUUUGCCGAGCUUAAAGACAAUGCUUAAUUUGUUAUCAUGGGAACCAUCUUUUUGUUAAU
Messenger RNA from Ziziphus jujuba (common jujube), 1129 nucleotides. RefSeq names its product replication protein A 70 kDa DNA-binding subunit B. NCBI's taxonomy places the organism in Eukaryota, Viridiplantae, Streptophyta, Magnoliopsida, Rosales, Rhamnaceae. The transcript has 4 exons. Bases 357 to 1097 code for a protein of 246 amino acids. The record is from RefSeq and is a predicted model, not a curated record.